AUGCUUGUGUGUGAAGAUGAGAUUCGAUUCAUCAUGAAGAAUCACACUUGGGUUCUUGUAGAUCUCCCAGCUGGAGCUAAAGUGAUUGGCUUAAAGUGUAUCUUCAAACUUAAGCGAAACUAUGAUGGCAGUAUCCACAAACACAAAGUUAGUCUUGUCGCAAAAGGAUAUGCGCAACAACAUGGGGUCGAUUAUGAUGAAGUGUUUUCGCGAGUAGCUCGUUUAGAAACAAUACGCCUUCUGAUCAGUCUCGCAGCAUCAAGGGGUUGGGAGAUACAUCACCUUGAUGUCAAAACAGCCUUUCUUCAUGGAGAGUUACAAGAAGUAGUCUAUGUCACACAGCCAGAAGGAUUUGAAGAAAAAGGUUGUGAAGGAAAAUUUUGUAAGCUAAACAAAGCUUUUUAUUGCUUGAAACAAGCACAAAGGGUGUGGAGCAUCAAUCUAAAACAUAUUUUCAAGGAGUUGCGGUUUACAAAGUGUACAAAAGAGCCAACAGUCUAUCAAAGAGAAGUGAGUGGAAAUCUUUUGCUUGUAGCGGUCUAUGUAGAUGGCCUUCUCGUGACAUGA
This is a messenger RNA of Microthlaspi erraticum, 567 nucleotides long. NCBI's taxonomy places the organism in Eukaryota, Viridiplantae, Streptophyta, Magnoliopsida, Brassicales, Brassicaceae. The record is from the annotation of a GenBank genome assembly.